Closterium sp. Yama58-4 is the source of this 759-nucleotide messenger RNA. NCBI's taxonomy places the organism in Eukaryota, Viridiplantae, Streptophyta, Zygnematophyceae, Desmidiales, Closteriaceae. The record is from the annotation of a GenBank genome assembly.
AUGCUACGACCGGUGUCUCACUUAACGUGUUACUAUACGCACUGUUCGGCCACUGCUGUGCCGCCACUGCCAUGCGGGUGGGGCAACCUUGUGUGUUGCCGACAGCGCAAAGCCAUUGCAUCGUUCGUCACAUGCAUUUCUUCUUCCCGUGCCCGUGCAUUGUGUUGCUACUUUCCGCCCUUGCCCGGCCAUCAGGUUCCUGGCAGGCAACAACCUCACCGGCACUAUCCCUGCUUCCACCUCCACCCUCACCUCCCUGCGCAUCCUGUCAGUCGCUCGCUGAUUCUCACCUUCUCGCUGUUUUCUGAGCUUUUGCUUUUGAGGCACAUGCAUUUUCUUGCACUAGUUGAAGAGUUUUUUAGCCUGCACAGCAACCAGCUGGAAGGACCCUUCCCAACCAGCCUCUUCUCCAUCACCUCCCUCGAGUCCCUGUACCUGAGCAGCAACAGCUUCUAUGGCCCCAUCCCCGACUGUCUCUUCAACGCCUUUCCCUGCCUUAACAGACUCGACGUGAGUCACAACAGCUUCUACGGCCGCAUCAACCGCAACUUUGAGGGCAUAGUGCCCACAGCGGGCGGCCUCCUCAACCUCGCCCACAACUACUUCUACGGCGACCCCGUGCUCUUCGCCAGCGGCUGCCAGUUCUGCCCGUCCGAAAUCGCGGGGGAGAGUACUGUGGAGCCGGGGGAUUUGAGUGUCCAGGCAGGAGGGAACUGUGUCGUACAGUCAGAGGCGGGCAGGUGGGUGGGUGUUUCUUAA